Rhinichthys klamathensis goyatoka is the source of this 1231-nucleotide messenger RNA. RefSeq names its product potassium channel, subfamily K, member 17 (gene kcnk17). The record is from RefSeq and is a predicted model, not a curated record. The transcript has 5 exons. Gene Ontology annotation, biological process: potassium ion transmembrane transport; stabilization of membrane potential. Gene Ontology annotation, cellular component: membrane. Gene Ontology annotation, molecular function: potassium ion leak channel activity. Bases 201 to 1100 code for a protein of 299 amino acids. Lineage: Eukaryota; Metazoa; Chordata; Actinopteri; Cypriniformes; Leuciscidae.
ACCUCCCUCUUUAACUGCUCACUCCCUGUGUCUUCUGUGCUCCUUCAAUCAACAUUUGCAUGCCAGGUCAUAAGGUCUGAUUCUGACAUUCAUUACACAGGGGGUGAUUUGCCUGUCACAUAAACAGAGUAAAUCCACACCUAGUAGCACUAACCUGCAGGUGCAUUGGCAGACAGGUGAGCCAGGCAACCAAAGGCACCAUGUUCCCCGUGUUUUCAGGAAAGUUAUGUCAGUUUCUUAGCCUAACUCGGUUACCUUCUAUUCUGUUCCUUGGAGUUUUUUAUGUAGCCUAUGUCCUUGUUGGAGGGCUGGUCUUCUGGAAACUAGAAGGAUGGUAUGUGUUGCAACAGAUUGAUCUUCUCAAGGAGAAAAGAAUUAAACUACUCGAGAAGUACCCUUGUGUGGGUCAGAAUGGCCUCCGAGAACUAGCAGAGAUGAUAAAAGCAGCGUCUGUGAGUGGCUUGAGUCCAGACAGUAAUGACACCGCAGAUGGCUUCUGGAAAUUUACCAGCUCAUCUGUGUUUGCGGCGACAGUGGUCACAACUAUUGGCUAUGGUAACAUCAUUCCACUGACAACGGCUGGCCAGAUCUUCUGUGUGUUGUUUGCUCUUUUUGGCAUUCCCCUGAAUGUAGUGAUCUUAAAUAGAGUUGGAAAAUACAUGUUGGCUAUUGAGAGGAAUUUUUGCAAUUUUCUGGAGAAAAAAAUUGAUCGAGGGAAAUGUGUACGAAUAUCCAUUCACAGUAUAUCCUUCGUAAGUUCAGCGUUACUGUACUUUUUGCUUCCUAUGUUGCUCUUCAAAGAAUAUGAGGGAUGGAGUUACGCUGAAGCCAUUUACUACUGCUUUAUAACACUUAGCACUAUUGGAUUUGGAGAUUAUGUUGCAGAUCACAACCCAGCAAUAAUCUACCCAGAGUGGUACAGUUGUAUGAUGGCAGCCUGGAUAUUCUUUGGCCUGGCUUGGCUGGCUCUUCUAAUCAAUCACUCCAUUGAUUUACUGGAGACUGUGAAUGCUUACCUGAGAGGAAGGAAGGAUGCACAAAAUCAAGUGGAGGAGCCCAAAGAACAGCCGGAAAAAGGACUGAAAGUGGAAGAAACAUGAUAAUUGAAUUUAAAACAGGAGGUGUAUGAAUAAUACUGUAACUACUAAUCAUCAAACAAUGUAUGGGUAAUUAUUAAAUCAGUUAUUCAAUGUUUAAAGUAUCCUUAAAUAUUAAACUGAGCUAAAGGUCA